Schizophyllum commune H4-8 is the source of this 1005-nucleotide messenger RNA. RefSeq lists its product as uncharacterized. The coding region runs from base 1 to 1005 and encodes 334 amino acids. The transcript is spliced from 4 exons. Lineage: Eukaryota; Fungi; Basidiomycota; Agaricomycetes; Agaricales; Schizophyllaceae. The record is from RefSeq and is a predicted model, not a curated record.
AUGGACGAUGGCUGGGGCCUCUCUGCCCAGCCGCUGCCCCCGGCCGACCCCAUCGACCCCGACCCCGCAUACGAGAGCGUGCUCCGCUACGAGCAGCGCGCCUCGCACCUCCGCGCGCACGGGCCCAUCUCGCACACCGUCGCCGCGCGCGUCCUCGGCUACCUGCUGCUGCACCCCAUCUCCCCCGCGGGCCGCGAGCGCAUCGCGGCGGACGUGUCGUACUGCUGUGAGGUGGACGCACGACUGUACCGGCUGGGCCUGCUGUUCGUCAAGUACUUUGUGCACCAUUUCAGGUCGAAAGCGAUCGCGACAUCGGAGUCGGAUACGUCGGCGCCCACACGGAAGGUGAAGUUGGACGACUACAUCGAGGCGUGCAAGGGGCCGGACAAUGUACAAUACAAAGCUAAGACCCUCCUCCGCGACGACUUCCGCUGCUCAAUGACCGGCUACACCGACAACCUCAGCGUUGAGCGCGGCCUCACCCGACCCUCCACCAGCAACGUUACCGUCAAGGUCGCGGAAUUUCUGCCCAGGAAUAAAGUCACCCGCGAAUGCGUCGCCGUCCUUUACCGCAUCGGCGCCAUCCCCGACGCGCGGGUCCACGACCCGCACACACCCCGCAACCUCAUCGCCGUCAGCGAACCCAUCAACCUCGCCAUGAACAAGCUCCGCCUCUGCCUCGAGCCCAUCCCCCUCGCCGCCACACACGGCCCCAACGACACGCAGACGCGCUACCGCCUCACCGGGCCCCGCGGCGCGCCGCGCGACUGCCUCCCCGAGAUCGCCCUCCGCGCCUUCGAGGACCCGCGCACGGGGCUGAGCAUCCCGCCGCCCGAUCCGGUGUUCAUACGAACGCACGCGGUGUGCUGCCGGGUCGCGCACCUCUCGGGCGCGAAUGACGCGCUGUCGAAGCUGUACGCGAACAUUCUCUCCACAUCCGUGCUCGAGGAGGACGGGUCGUCGGCGGGCCUGCUGCACGGAGCUCUGGCGUUGCUGGCGGGCUGA